UUUUGUGUCACUGCGACACCGCAGCAUCCUUCAUGUGUGAUGCGACCCGACGGGCUUUAGACGGCAUGAACUCGGUCAGUGCUCGGUGUUUGAGCCGGUGAUGUCCUCCUGCAUCACCCCACUGUGAUCGUCAUCAUGGCGGCUUCGAGUUACAUCCAGGACAGCGCCACAGAGAAGGACAGGCUCCUCUCCUCCGUGUCCAGCUAUGGGUCCCAGGACCUUCUUGGGGGCGGGGACCCUCGUCCCACUGUUCUGGUGGGCUCCGAGCCUCCUCAGAAGCAGCAGCAGGAGGAGGAGGAGGAGGAGGAGGAGGCGCUGAGGAGGAAGCUCAAGUACUUCUUCAUGAGCCCUUGUGACAAGUAUCACGCCAAAGGACGCAAACCUUUCAAACUGGGCCUGCAGCUGCUCAAAAUCCUCAUCGUCACCGUGCAGUUGGUGCUGUUCGGUCUGAGUAACCAGAUGGUGGUGACGUUCAAAGAGGACAACACAGCUGCAUUCAAACACCUCUUCCUGAAGGGUUUUAAGGACGGCGUUCCUCAGGCCGUCCACACGCAGGAGGAGCUGUACGGCCGCAUCUACUUCGCCAUCGAGCAGUACAUGGCUCUUCCUCAGAUCUCACUGGGCCGGUAUGCAUACGUGUCGGGCGUCGGUUUUAACGGAAGCGCGCUCUCCCUCUGCCAGAGGUACUACAGGAAGGGAACCAUCGACCCCGUCAACGACACCUUUGACAUCGAUCCCAGAGUCGUCACGGAGUGCAUUGGACUGAAUCCACUGACUGAAAGUUCAGCUCCAGGAAACAGUGACUACAAGAAUUUCACUCUCAAGUUUUACAAGCUGAUCAACGUAUCCAUUGACUUCCAGCUGAAAGCCAUCAAUAUUCAGACCAUUAUAAACAAUGAAAUCCCCGACUGCUACACCUUCGCCAUCACGAUCGUCAUGGAUAACAAGGCGCACAGUGGCAAAGUUAGGAUCAACCUGCUGAACCAGGCCAGCAUAAAGGAGUGUAAAGACCCCAACGUGUCCGGACACGCGGAGAGCUACGCUUGGGAGUUCUUGGACGUGCUGGUGGCGUUCGUCUGCCUGCUGUCUUUGCUGCUGUGUGGACGCUCCAUCCUCAGAGGCGUCCUGCUGCAACACGAGUACGUGCAGUUUUUCAAACACAGACUCGGCCGCAGCGUGAGCUGGGGAGACCGAAUGGAGUUCAUCAACGGCUGGUACAUCCUGCUCAUCAUCAGCGACAUGUUCACCAUCGUCGGCAGCUUCAUCAAAAUCGGCAUCGAGUCCAAGAAUUUGUCAUCGUAUGACAUGUGUGGGAUCCUGCUGGGAACCUCCACCCUGCUGGUGUGGGUGGGAGUCAUCCGCUACCUCAGCUUCUUCCAGAAAUACAACAUCUUGAUUGUGACUCUCAGAGCUGCUUUUCCAAACGUCAUCCGCUUCUGCUGCUGUGCAGCGGCCAUUUAUAUGGGCUACUGUUUCUGUGGCUGGAUUGUUCUUGGGCCGUAUCAUACUAAGUUUCGCUCGCUGUCCAUGGUGUCAGAGUGCCUGUUCUCUCUCAUCAACGGAGACGACAUGUUUGUCACGUUCGCUGAGAUGGAGAAAAGCGGCACGCUGGUGUGGAUCUUCAGCCAGGUCUACCUGUACACCUUCAUCUCGCUCUUCAUCUACAUGGUGCUGUCCCUCUUCAUCGCGCUCAUCACCGGAGCCUACGACACCAUCAUGGCCCAAACACAGGAGCAGGUACGAGUCAGCGACCUGCACACGUUCAUCGCAGAGUGCACGGACACGCCCAGCUCCGGCAAGUUCCGCGGGCCUGAAGGGUCGUCGUGCUCCUUCCUCUGCUGCUUUGACUGCUGAAGAGGAGGAGGAGCAGGAGGAGGAGGAGGAGGAGGGG
Messenger RNA from Plectropomus leopardus (leopard coralgrouper), 1891 nucleotides. Its product is annotated as mucolipin-1. Gene Ontology annotation, cellular component: lysosomal membrane; plasma membrane. Gene Ontology annotation, molecular function: NAADP-sensitive calcium-release channel activity. The record is from RefSeq and is a predicted model, not a curated record. Lineage: Eukaryota; Metazoa; Chordata; Actinopteri; Perciformes; Serranidae.